Molecule: messenger RNA, 888 nt
Organism: Fusarium sp. VM40
Lineage: Eukaryota; Fungi; Ascomycota; Sordariomycetes; Hypocreales; Nectriaceae
Source: the annotation of a GenBank genome assembly
AUGGUUUCUAGCAAAAUACUCACGGCAGUAGCAGCCCUUCUCCCGGCUGUUAAUGCUGCAGUACCCCAGAUUCCCGGCUUCUCGCUGACGUGGAGUGAUGACUUUGUUGGCACGGCCAACAGCCUCCCGAACCUUGCCAACUGGAUCGUCGACACGGGCACAAGCUAUCCAGGCGGUCCCGCUCAAUGGGGCACGGGAGAGAUCCAGACAUACACCAGCAGCACCAACAACCUCAAGUUGAACGGCAAUGGUGCGCUCCAGAUUACGGCCAGUAGGAACUCGGCUGGCGCGUGGACUUCAGCGCGUAUCGAGACCCAGCGCUCUAAUUUUAUGGCUGCUGCGGGAGGUAAAAUGCGCAUCCAGGCCAGUCUGAACCUCCCAGCUGUGGGUAGCAAUGGAAUCGGUUACUGGCCCGCGUUUUGGACGCUCGGUAGUGCGUACCGAGGCAAUUAUCAAAACUGGCCGUCAGUUGGCGAGUUCGAUAUUAUGGAGAAUGUCAAUGGCAUUAACCGCGUGUGGGGCGUUAUGCACUGCGGCGUCAACCCUGGUGGCCCAUGCAGGGAGACGGACGGGCUUGUCGGCAGCCGAGAGUGCCCCAACUCGCCUUGUCAGGGUAACUUCCACACCUACACGCUCGAAGUCGACCGCACACAGACGCUUGAGGCUGUGAGAUGGUUUGUCGAUGGCAUCUUGUUCUGGCAGAUUGUGUCAACCGACCUACCAGCUGAUGUGUGGGCCCAGAGCGUGCACAGCCCUCACUUCCUCCUGCUUAACCUAGCCAUUGGUGGUGCGUUCCCAAACAACAAUUACGGCAGUUCUACCCCCCUGGCUAGCACGGUGGCUAGCGCGACCUUGCAAGCUGAAUACAUUGCCGUGUAUAAUGCCUAG